Messenger RNA from Phacochoerus africanus (Common warthog), 2132 nucleotides. RefSeq names its product microtubule associated tyrosine carboxypeptidase 1 (gene MATCAP1). NCBI's taxonomy places the organism in Eukaryota, Metazoa, Chordata, Mammalia, Artiodactyla, Suidae. The transcript is spliced from 8 exons. The record is from RefSeq and is a predicted model, not a curated record. The coding region runs from base 632 to 2047 and encodes 471 amino acids.
GCUGCUGUAUGCGAACUACAUCCACACAUAUCCGCGCAUCGGCAACGAGCUCGCGCCUCUUGGGUCCCGCGUCGGACCUCUGAGUAGCGCUUGAAGCCGUGAAACCCGCAAAAACCCUUGUCGAGGGGGCGGGCUUAAGAUAACGCCCCUCCCAGGGGCGUGACCCGAUGGCUAAUAUCUCCCCCUCUGCUCUGCCUGGCCCCACCCCGCGCCGUGUUUUUCGGCGCGUGCGGCUGAGAAGAUUGACGCGAGUCCGCGCGCCUUUGUCCGAGCGUGCGCGCGCCCGAGUGCGUGCGUCACUAGCGUCGGCUCCCGUGGGUUGGGUGGCCGGCCACCGGUGUUGCGGAGCGGGAACGGCAGCAGCAAGAAGAGGAGCGAACAGAUGGAGAAAUAACAGUGUGUGUUUAUGCUGAUGGGAAGAAUCCAGUAGAGAGGAAGACAUUGAUGAUGUGGGAGAGAGGAGAAAUGCUGGAAUUAUGUCCCUGAGCAGGCAGGAGAGUUUGGAGGCUGGAACCAUCAGUCAGUCUCUGGGGAGAGACUGGAAUGGACCGAGCCCUGGUACAGUCCAAUCAGGGAAGUCGACAGUGUGGGGAGUUGGAGGAACCCGGCUGGAUGUGACCCCAAGGACAGAAUGGUGCUGGACUCAGGGGCUCAGGUGUAUGAACAGGCACCCCCCAGCCCUCCAGCCAGUCCUUCAUCCUUGGGCCAUAGGCUGAAGCCCUCAGACCGAGAUGGGACAGCACUCUACCCCUGGCCUCGGUCCCUGGCCUUGCCACUGGCUCUGUCAGUUCCCUCAGCCCUGCGGCCCCAACCUGAGCUGCAGCCCUUCUCUGAGCUGCACUUGGGCAUCCGUGGCCACAUGCGUCGCAGUGAGAGCACCUACACCGUAAACAGUACUGGCCGGCGGGGGGGCAGCACCCAGGGUCGGGCCCCACCUGGACGGGGACGGGACCCAGGUGGGGGCACCCUGCGCUCUGCAGCCUCCCUGCCUCACAUUGCUAAGACUCGAAAGGAUGCAGGCCGUGGUGGCAGCAAGAGCCCCUGCAUGUUGGUGGCUCUGCGGCCAACCAACAUGGACCGUGAGCGGGACAAGUUCUUCCAGUCCCAUUAUACCUACAACCCACAGUUCGAGUACCAGGAGCCCAUGCCUACAGCUGUGCUGGAGAAGUACUGUGAGGCCUCCGGACAGUUCAUCCAUCAGGCAGUUGGCAUCAUUGAGGCUGUCUUGGAGAAGUUUGGUACCUAUGAACACUUCGAGGCUGCAACUGGGGGGCAGCUGCUGACCAAGUGCCAGAUCUGGUCCAUUGUGCGCAAAUACAUGCAGAAGGAGGGCUGCGUUGGGGAGGUUGUGGUGCAGCUGAGUGAAGACCUGCUGUCCCAGGCAGUGAUGAUGGUGGAGAACAGCCGACCAACACUGGCCAUCAACCUGACUGGAGCCCGCCAGUAUUGGCUGGAGGGCAUGCUACGACACGAGAUAGGAACUCAUUACCUUCGGGGCGUGAACAACGCCCAGCAGCCGUGGCACAGCGCCGAGGGCCGGCUGCAAUACGGGCUGCGGCCCGCAAACCCCACCGAGGAGGGCCUGGCCAGCCUGCACAGCGUGCUCUUCCGCAAGCAGCCCUUCCUGUGGCGCGCCGCGCUGCUCUACUACACCAUUCACCGUGCCGCGCGCAUGUCCUUCCGCCAGCUCUUCCAGGACCUGGCGCGCUACGUGGAGGACGCGGACGUGCGCUGGGAGUACUGCGUGCGCGCCAAGCGCGGCCAGACUGACACCUCGCGGCCGGGCUGCUUCAGCAAGGACCAGGUGUACCUGGACGGCAUCGUGCGCAUUCUGCGGCAUCGCCAAACCAUUGAUUUCCCGCUGCUGACCUCGCUGGGCAAGGUGUCCUAUGAGGAUGUAGACCACCUUCGGCCCCAUGGGGUGCUGGACAAUACCCGGGUGCCCCACUUCAUGCAGGACUUGGCGCGCUACCGGCAGCAGCUGGAGCACAUCAUGGCCACCAACCGGCUGGAUGAGGCAGAGCUGGGCCGCCUGCUGCCUGACUGAUGCUGGUUGAGGGCUACAGGCAGAGGCCCUGGACAGAGGGCUCAAACUAGUCCCCAGAACAUGAAGCUGGCUGCUUGCUCUCUGC